UUUUUCACGUCAAAGAAAGUAGAACUCAAAAAUUAGGGUUUAUGCAAUUAUGCUCAUGAACUGCUCACUGGAGUCACUGCUCACCUAUGACUCUAUGAGUCGUUUAUAGCGUUAUCGUUUUCGGCAAUAUCAAUAUUGUUGCCCUAUCUGCUGCCUCUGCGCCACCGCUCUCUUCACCAUUCGAUCAAAACUAAAAAUUCCAUAAAAUCAGAAAAUAAAUGCUAUGAUUAUUUUUGUUCUUGAAUUUUACAGCAAAGCAAACGCGGGAUUUGUGGUUAAAAACCGGCAUCCUUGAGUGACAGAGCGAGUAGUGAUAGUGUUACUUGAAGUGGCAGUGUGAGAGAGAUGGUUGAGGCGGUGGCUAUGGCGACCAGGGAGAGGCAGGGCGGCGCGUCGAUGAUGGAGCAGCUGGUGCCGGAAAUCAUGACUCACGCGCUCAGCUACUUGGACUAUCCCAGUCUUUGCCGGUUGUCGAUGACGAAUUCGCUGAUGCGGAAAGCUGCAAACGACGACAAUGCGUGGAAGGCUUUAUACCGUAAGGAUUUCACAUUUGAGCAGGAUAGUGUGACUCCUGUUAAGGGAUGGAAAGCUUACUAUGCGGCUACCAGAGCCAUUCUGAAAAUUAAUGCCGAGUUUUUUAAGAUCAUUAAGGAAAAGUCGACCCUUGCAAUGAGCCGGAUUUGGCUCAAGGUAGAUUAUGUGAAGUGCUUUCAUGGAAGUGGAGAGUUCUUUACAGGAUAUGAUGCAGUUGUGGAAAGCUGGCAGCCCAUUUUGAACUGGGAGCAAAGUGCAGAUUUCCAGAUACGAGACGUGAGGGCAAGGGUACUAACCGAUGUUGCUUGGGUUACUAUGAAAGCUUAUCUUCAUCAAGUGGGACUGAGAGCAUUUUUUGUCACUAACGUUUUUGAAUUCCAUAAUGGAAGGUGGUACAUGGUGCAUCAUCACUGUUCUGUGAUGCUCUCUCAUGGAGGUCCAGUGCAACAACUUAUCCAAGGAUAACUUACAAAGCAGCAGUUAGGAAAGAGGAUGACAAGACUCAUAAAACUAGAAUGUCUUAAAGAUAUUAUUAGUUGUAUUCUUGUUCAAUUCUAAUCUUGUAAAUACUAUGGUUUUAUUCACCAAACAUGUCUUGUCAAAGACAUUAAUUGUUAUGAAAUUGAUUGUUAAUGAAGCUGGGAAAAUGUAUUAUUCUCUGUAAUACACUACAGGUUUUCUGAAACAAUUUUUCAGGUCAGUAUUUAAGCAUUAAAAGGAAGGAUGAAAAUGAAAAAUGUCUUUGUGAAUGAGAGGCUGUAUUGUAAUUACAAAGACUUAUAUUGCAUUUUAUUUUUUAAUAUCUCAGCUUUCCCCUGGCUGUUCUGUUAUCUCUUCUGUGUGGCUCUCCUAUACUGACAGUGAAGUGAGGCGGGGAGAGAGAAUGUCCACCACCGCCAUGGCCACCGUCACCGGAGGAAGCGCCGCCGCCCUCCACCCAGUGCCAAAACCACCGACCAGAGAAUUUUUGGUAUUGGCACCGAGGCAAAUUCUGUACAGACGCAACAAGUCAUUGUCUUUCUCCAUUAGCUAUGGCGGAAACCCUAAACAAGAGCCGCCGCCGCCGUCGUCGCCGCCGGUUCUCUGUGCUUCUUCAGCAUCUCCAACACCUCUCGCCGAAGAGGAAGAAGAAGUAAAAGAAAGUGGGUCUUCCGCUCCCCCCGAGGAUGGUGUUGUUCUUUCCACACUCAUUCAAGAUUCUGACUCGUUUCUUUCUCCAGGGGCUUGCAAGGCCUGUGGGAAAGAAGUCGUGGAGAGUGGUUGUAAUGGCGAGGGAAGGAUUCAAGGAGGGAUCGCGACAGUCCCAGGAUUUGGUUGGUGGCCGAUAAAGGCAUACAGGCCUUGUCCUGCAUUUGUGGCUUCUGGUGGUAGGUAUAGGCGAACUGGACAAAGCAUGGAUGAAGUCGUCUCCGGGGGAGGAGAAAGAGCCAAUGCUGCAGGAAUCAACGACGAUGCUCAAUCCA
Molecule: messenger RNA, 1997 nt
Organism: Ipomoea nil (Japanese morning glory)
Lineage: Eukaryota; Viridiplantae; Streptophyta; Magnoliopsida; Solanales; Convolvulaceae
Product: F-box protein SKIP8-like
Exons: 4
Coding region: 346-999 (217 amino acids)
Molecular function (GO): protein binding
Source: RefSeq, a predicted model, not a curated record